AUUUUAUACGAAAAAGACGAGGAAGAAAACGAGUAAUUAAACUUAGAAAUGAAUCAAUAUUCGAAAGAAUUAAUUCAUUAAACGUCUUUUUUAAUUUAAGAAAAAGAAACAUUAAUCCAUUAGUCUUUAGAAAACUUAAUAUAACUAAUCACUGAAAACACACACGUAUCAUUUUGUAUAAAAAAGAAGUUCGAAAUGUCCCAAAUAAAUACCAAAUACAGUGAAAAAAGACUCCAAAGUUCAUGCGAAAACGGUCAUUAUUAAUUCAAAAAAGACUGGGAACGGGAAGAAAAGACAGGCAAGUUUUUAUUCAUAAACAAGGAAAAAAUCGAGACUUAGAAAAAAAUAAUAUCUUUCCUAUUAUCAAAAAUCGGUUCUAAUAUAAUUAAAGGAAAAUCUAUUCUCUCGAUUUCACUUCCUAUAGAUAUUUUUGAACCAAGAUCUAAUUUAGAAAGAUUCGCUUAUAGUUGCUCUUUUGCUCCUAUUUAUUUAAAAAAGGCGGCUUUAUUAACUGAUGCCGUUUAAUAGAUGAAAUUUGCUGGCAUUUUUCUUAUUACUACAACUGUUAUGUAUUUGGAUUUAUCUAAACCCUUUAAUCCUGUACUUGGGGAAACAUAUUAAGGAAGAUUGAAUGGUUUUCCUUUUUAUUGCGAAUAAAUUAGCCAUCAUCCGCCUAUUUGUGCACUUUUUUAUGAUGGGGAAGGCUAUUAAAUUCACGGGCAGAUAGAGAGUAUUGCCUAGAUGCAUGCUAAUAGUGUCACGGGAAUUAAUUAGGGCAAUUUUUGGGUCGUUUUUAAGAAUACUGGGAAUAAAAUUGGACUUAUUUAGGCAGCAGGGAGUCUUAAUGGAACUUCUUUUGGGACAAGAUAUAUGUCAGUAGAUGGGUCGUAUAUUGCACAUGAUUUAAAGAAUUAACUUGUGAUGGAAGUGAAGGCUAAUCCAGAUAAAAAGGGCUUUUUUUCUAUGUCUAAAUAGUCGACAACUAUUGAUUUUGUUUAAGGAGGAAUUUAUAGAGCCACUGAUGAUUUUUUGAGGAAAAUUUAAUAAUUGAAACCUCAUUAUUAUAAAAUAGAAGGAUUAAAUCUAAAGGAAGAUGUGAAAGAAUAAAUCUGUAAUAUUAAAGGCUUUUGGAAUAAAGAAAUUGUAGUAGAUGGAGAAUUUUUGUGGAAUCAAGAAGAACCGUUGCCUUUUGUUUUAGAAGGGGAAGAGAAUCCUAUACCUAGUGAUUGUAGUUGGAGAUAAGAUUUAUUGUAUUUAAGGGCAGGGGAUAAGGUUAAAGGGUAACAAUAUAAAGAAGUUAUUGAAGAUAUUUAGAGAAAAGAUAGGAAAUUAAGGGAAAAAUGGAAAGAAUAAGAAAAAAAAAUUAAAGGGAAAAAAUGA
Ichthyophthirius multifiliis is the source of this 1380-nucleotide messenger RNA. Its product is annotated as PH domain protein. The record is from RefSeq and is a predicted model, not a curated record. Gene Ontology annotation, molecular function: sterol binding. Gene Ontology annotation, cellular component: intracellular membrane-bounded organelle; cytosol; membrane. The transcript has a single exon. NCBI's taxonomy places the organism in Eukaryota, Ciliophora, Oligohymenophorea, Hymenostomatida.